Sapajus apella (tufted capuchin) is the source of this 3179-nucleotide messenger RNA. It is a transcript of the gene SLC10A5, whose product is annotated as solute carrier family 10 member 5. Gene Ontology annotation, molecular function: bile acid:sodium symporter activity. Gene Ontology annotation, cellular component: membrane. NCBI's taxonomy places the organism in Eukaryota, Metazoa, Chordata, Mammalia, Primates, Cebidae. Gene Ontology annotation, biological process: bile acid and bile salt transport. The transcript has a single exon. Bases 1366 to 2682 code for a protein of 438 amino acids. The record is from RefSeq and is a predicted model, not a curated record.
UUGUUUUUCUUAAUGUAGUACAUAUUAAUAAAAUUUAUGAGAUCUAAGGUCUAUUGUAUUUGAAAGAUUAACUGACAUAUAUGGUAUGCUUUUAUAAAACCUGUUAAAAUGACAAAAAUGGUUUGACAUCUUUAAGGAACAAAGUGAUCUAAACUUCUUAAUAUGAAUUGGCAUUACCUUGAACACAUUGCAUUGUGAUUACAUGAAAGAUUUGCUGAAAUGGUCACGUGUUCAGAAACUACUACAUCUUAAUAGUAAACAGUUGCCUUGUUUGUUUCUUUGGUUUGCUUGUUUGCUGCUUAGCAUCAGGACACCCGCCCCUUGUGUGGGAAAUACACAAUUUUGUGACCCUAUGGGUUGAAACCCAAAAAGUCUGAUGCUUUUUCUCAUUCCUGGCAACCAAGGGAUAGGACCAAAUUGGGUCAAUUGAAUGCCCUUGCCCCUAACUGUGAACAGAGUAGUGUUAUGAAGAAGGAAUAGGAGAUUAGAAUCAAUGCUGGUAUCCUUCCAUUGCCCCAUCAUUUCAGGAUCCAAGUGUCCAGUAGAUGUGGUCCCUUAGCCAGCCUGUACCUUUGGCCAUGGUACCAGCCAACUACUUUCCUUAUGUUCCCAAGUUAUCUGGUAACCAUUCAGGAAAUUAUUUUCCUACUUAAGUAUACAAAAAACAGUGUCAGUUUUCACCUGACCGAUUCAGUCACCCUUCAGAGAUGUAGGAAAACUAUUAGCAGCUGAGGGAUGCUGCCAAGGCCAGUGUCUGGGCUCUGCAGUUUUCUAACUUGUGAUAUUGGGUCACCCCACUAAGCAGGAGAGCAGUGACUCUGUCUGGCUUAAUCAUUAUGGGAUGGCCAGCUCCCAGCUCCAUGCCCUAGGCAAACAGACAUUCAGUGCAUAUUUAUCUGACUUUAAUUUAAUUGAAGAAAACAGUAACACUGAACUCUAGGUUUGCUCAGUAUCUGUUACAGAUUUCUUGAUUCUGACUGCUUUUAGUUUAAAUUUUUUUUUAGCAAGAAAGAACUAAGAAUGAUGACACUAGGCUUUAAAUUCAGGUAAACAGGAGGCUGGGUUUUUUGCAUAAGCAGAAAUGAGGAAGUCAAGAGGAAGAGAUUAAAUUUCUGUUGUAAUAAAUUGAAUCUGCUAAAUGCCAUGGCUUUUUAAUUUUCUUAAUCACACGUUAAACCGGUUAUGUUGCUGCCUAGAUGGCUAUAUAUUUGUUUAAAAGUACAGCAGUCCCUCCUACUGGACUUUGAUCCUGCAAAAACAACUGUUAUCUAACUCACCCUCAGACUGUCACUGGGACACCUGCAUGAAGAAUAUUCUUUCAUUUUUUAAAAAAGGUUUUGCAUAUAUAUGAUUUAAGCUUUCAAAAUGAUUAGAAAAUGUUUUAUUGUUCUACUCUUGUUGCUUGUGACUAUAGAAGAAGCAAGGUUAUCAUCUCUCAGUUUUCUGGAUAUAGAGAAGACUGAAAUACUAUUUUUUACGAAGACGGAAGAAACCAUCAUUGUAAAUUCAAGCUACAAAGAUAAACGGCCUAAUUCCAGCUACCUCUUUGUAAAAAUAGAAGAUCCUAAAAUACUGCAAAUGGUGAAUGUGAUCAAGAAGAUCUCAUCAGAUGGUACAAACUUUAUCAUAAAUCUGGAGACUGAUGAAGAAGGAGAAACAAAUGUGACUAUUCAACUGUGGAAUUCUGAAGGUAGGCAAAAAAGACUCAUUGAAGAAAUCAAGAAUGUGAAAGUCAAAGUGCUUAAACAAAAAGACAGUCUUCUCCAGGCGUCAAUGCAUAUUGAUAGAAAUAUCCUAAUGCUUAUUUUACCACUAAUACUAUUGAAUAAGUGUGCAUUUGGUUGCAAGAUUGAAUUACAGGUGUUUCAAACAGUAUGGAAGAGACCUUUGCCAGUAAUUCUUGGGGCAGUCACACAGUUUUUUCUGAUGCCAUUUUGUGGAUUACUUUUGUCUCAGAUUGUGGCAUUGCCUGAGGCACAAGCUUUUGGAUUUGUAAUGACCUGCACAUGCCCAGGAGGGGGUGGGGGCUAUCUCUUUGCUCUGCUUCUAGACGGAGAUUUCACGUUGGCCAUUUUGAUGACUUGCACAUCAACAUUAUUGGCUCUGAUCACAAUGCCUGUCAAUUCUUAUAUAUACAGUAAGAUAUUAGGGUUGUCAGGUACAUUUCAUAUUCCUGUUUCUAAAAUUGUAUCAACACUCCUUUUCAUACUUGUACCAGUAUCAAUUGGAAUAGUCAUCAAGCGUAGAAUGCCUGAAAGAGCAAGCUUCUUGGAGAGAAUAAUUAGACCUCUGAGUUUUAUUUUAAUGUUCGUAGGAAUUUGUUUGACUUUCAGAGUGGGAUUAAUAUUUUUAAAAACAGAUAACCUAGAGGUGCUUCUGUUGGGUCUCUUAGUUCCUGCUUUGGGUUUGCUGUUUGGGUACUCCUUUGCUAAAGUUUGUAUGCUGCCAGUUCCUGUUUGUAAAACCAUUGCUAUCGAAAGUGGGAUGUUAAAUAGCUUCUUAGCUCUGGCCAUUAUUCAGCUGUCUUUUCCACAGUCCAAGGCCAAUUUAGCAUCUGUGGCUCCUUUUACAGUAGCCAUGUGUUCUGGAUGUGAAAUGUUACUAAUCAUUCUAGUUUACAAGGCUAAGAAAAGAUGUAUGUCUUUCUUACAAGAUAAAAGGAAAAGAAAUACCCUAGUCUAACAAUUAAAGCAUUACUGAAUUCCUACUCUGCGUAAGGCAUGGUGGGGGAGUCAAAGAAUAACUCAAUGAUACCUGCUCUAAAGCCAGUUAUAAUCUAGUUAAAAAUCUGACAUUGGGGAUAGAGAAUACAUAUGUGUAUGUAUACACACACACACACACACACACAUAUUCAUACAUGCUAAGCACUCAAUGAGUGGUGGAGAUGAUAAUACAAAAGUUCAAAGGAAGGAGACAACUUUUCAACUGUGUUGGUUUGAGAACGUUUUAUAGGCUAUGACGUCAAUAUGAUACUUCCAGUGGUCUCCUAAAUGAGACAAAGCAAUAGAAAAGUGAUUACGAUAUAUCCUAAGUAUUUAAAGAAGGAACACCCAUAUAGCAGACAUUUGGUAAAUUCUCACUCAGUGAAUGAAUUUGCAAAUUUCUAUUUGGUGCUCUCAUUAGCACAUCAAAAUGAAUAUGUUUUAAAGUAAAUGUGGCAUCUCUGCUCUCACAGCUGA